GCAUCGCAUUUGGAGAAGGCAAGAAAGAAAGAGCAGGCCACAAUAAAGAUUUCUGAGAGAGAGAGAGAGAGAGAGAGAGAGGGAGAGCAAACCCUAGAUUGGUUUGUUGGGGUUUGACUUUCAGGUCCUGAGGAAAAAAGAUCGGUAUCUGAAUCAUUAGGCACAGAGAUCGCCCACAGUUUUGAUCAUUCAUCGCAAUAAGGAAUAAUAUCGGGUUUGGUCUGACUUGUUGUUUGGGGAGGAAUUUGUGAGGAAAGAGUGGUAAAGAUGAUGUCCAGGUCGUAUACCAAUCUAUUGGAUCUAGCAUCCGGGAAUUUCCCGGCGAUGGGGCGCGAAAAGAAGCGGCUGCCUCGGGUUAUGACUGUUCCGGGGGUUAUAUCUGAGCUUGAUGAUGAUCAAGCUAAUAGUGUGACAUCUGAUGUGCCCUCCUCCAUUGUUGUGGAUCGAUUAAUUAUUGUGGCUAAUCAACUUCCUGUUAAGGCUAAGCGUAGGCCGGAUAAUAAAGGGUGGAGCUUUAGUUGGGAUGAUGAUUCCUUGUUAUUACACAUUAAGGAUGGUUUACCGGAUGAUAUGGAGAUUAUUUAUGUUGGAUCUUUGAGAGUCGAGGUGGAUGCGAGUGAACAAGAUGAUGUGUCGCAGCUUUUGCUGGAUAGGUUUAAGUGUGUCCCUGCUUUUCUUCCUCAUGACAUUUUGACCAGAUACUAUCACGGAUUCUGCAAGCAGCAUUUAUGGCCACUAUUUCAUUACAUGCUCCCCUUUUCCGGGAGUCAUGGAGGUCGGUUUGAUCGGUCGUUGUGGGAGGCGUACGUGGCGGCAAAUAAGAUUUUCUCACAGAAGGUGAUUGAGGUGAUAAACCCGGAAGAUGACUACGUUUGGAUUCAUGAUUAUCAUUUGAUGGUUCUACCCACCUUCUUGAGGAGGCGCUUCAAUCGGUUAAGGAUGGGUUUUUUCCUCCACAGCCCAUUUCCUUCAUCAGAAAUAUAUAGGACUUUACCUGUGAGAGAAGAGAUUCUCAAAGCACUAUUAAAUUCGGAUCUCAUAGGGUUUCACACCUUUGACUAUGCUCGCCACUUCCUUUCUUGUUGUAGUCGGAUGCUGGGCUUGGAGUACCAGUCAAAGCGGGGUUAUAUUGGUCUGGACUACUACGGGAGAACUAUUGGAAUAAAGAUCAUGCCUGUUGGGAUUCACAUGGGACAGAUUGAAUCUGUUUUAAGGCUUGCAGAUAAGGAAUGGAGGGUUGAGGAGCUCAAACAGCAGUUCGAAGGAAAGACGGUGUUGCUUGGAGUUGAUGAUAUGGACAUCUUUAAAGGUGUCAAUCUGAAACUUCUGGCCAUGGAGCAGAUGCUUAAGCAGCACCAGAAAUGGCAGGGAAGGGCAGUAUUGGUGCAGAUCGCGAAUCCUGCUCGGGGGAGAGGAAAAGAUCUUGAGGAAAUACAGGCUGAAAUACAGGCAAGUUGCAAGAGAAUUAAUGACAGUUUUGGCCGACCUGGUUAUGAGCCGAUUGUCUUCAUUGACAGGCCAAUUUCUCUGAGUGAACGAGCUGCGUAUUACACCAUUGCAGAGUGUGUUGUUGUCACAGCUGUAAGGGAUGGCAUGAACCUUACCCCGUAUGAGUACAUUGUGUGCAGACAAGGAAUCUCCGAUUCUAGUUCAGAAUCAGAUGAGCCUAAGAAGAGCAUGCUUGUAACGUCGGAGUUCAUUGGAUGUUCUCCUUCGCUGAGUGGUGCUAUUCGGGUCAACCCCUGGAAUGUUGAAGCAGCUGCAGAAGCACUGAAUGAGGCAAUUUCAAUGGUUGACAGUGAAAAAGAAUUGCGUCAUGAAAAGCAUUACAAGUAUGUUAGCACACAUGAUGUAGCCUAUUGGUCAAGAAGUUUCUUCCAAGAUUUGGAGAGAACUUGCAAGGACCAUUUCAGAAGACGGUGUUGGGGAAUUGGUUUGAGCUUCGGUUUCCGAGUUGUAGCACUUGAUCCGAAUUUCAGAAAAUUGUCCGUAGAAGCAAUUGUAUCUGCUUAUUCAAGAGCCAAAAGUAGGGCUAUAUUGUUGGAUUAUGAUGGCACUUUGAUGCCCCAAACAUCCAUCAACAAGACCCCCAGUCAGGAGAUUAUAUCGUUUAUUAACAAACUUUGUGAUGAUGCUAGGAAUACUGUUUUUAUCGUAAGUGGGCGUGCAAGGGAAAGUUUGGGCAAGUGGUUUAGUCCAUGUGAGAAACUUGGUAUCGCAGCCGAACAUGGAUACUUCUUGAUGUGGUCCAAGGGCAAGGAAUGGGAAACUUGUAUGCAGAACAAUGAUUUUGGAUGGAUACAGAUGGCUGAGCCUGUCAUGAAAUUAUAUACUGAAUCUACUGAUGGUUCCUAUAUUGAAACAAAGGAAAGUGCAUUGGUUUGGCACCAUCGUGAUGCGGAUCCUGGUUUUGGAUCGAGCCAGGCCAAGGAGAUGUUAGAACAUUUGGAAAGCGUGCUCGCGAAUGAGCCUGUUGAAGUCAGAAGCGGUCAGUUCAUUGUUGAAGUGAAACCUCAGGGAGUGAGUAAAGGUGGUGUUGCGGAGAAGAUCUUUACAUCAAUGGCUGAACGUGGAAGGCAGGCUGACUUUGUACUGUGUGUUGGUGAUGAUAGAUCCGAUGAGGACAUGUUUGAGAUCAUUGGCGAUUCAAUCAACAGUGGUAUACUCUCCUCUAAUGCAUCGGUUUUUGCUUGCGCUGUUGGACAGAAACCGAGUAAAGCCAGGUACUACUUGGACGACACAACUGAAGUCACCAACAUGCUUGAAGCUCUAGCCGAAGUGUCAAGCCCUCCAUCAUCAACGGAACUUGGGAGGGAAAGCGCCUCUUGAAAGCUGCCACUUCCGGCUAGUCCACGUCUAAAGACUCUGGUUCUCUCCCACUGAAUACCCUGUAGAUGAUGUCGUGCCAGCCCUUGUGGAAGGUAGUGAAGGAUUUCUGAUCGAUCUGUUGGGAAAGGAAGUGAUGGAUGUGCUAACGAUUAAGAGCAUUGGCAGAAGAUUGGACUUCCUACGAGUAGAGUUGAGGGCUUACUGAGUUGCGGGUGAGAUGUGGUAAGACAAGUUUAGAUGUCUGCUCGAACAUCUGAUUUACGAAGAAUUUGCAGUCAUCCAGAGACUGACAUGCAAAUAAAGCGAGCGAUUUCUUUCUACGGGGCCAGAUUAUUUCCCGGCCUCCAGGAAUGCAUCCAUGGGAAUGGGAGGCCGGAAAGCUCGGUUGCUGCAACUGACAUUCAUCUUUGAGUUUGAGGCAGUCACCAUCUUCACGUUUCGCUUAAUUUAAAGCUGCCUGGAAACGAAGUUUAACUUUCUGGGAUUCAGUUGAGAAGACGUUUGUAAUUGUAACAUUGAUAUUAUGAGUUAGAAUUGACCGUACACAGUGGCUUCUUCUUGACCUAUUCUGUUUUUUUUUUAUUUAUUUAUUUAUUUUGGGGGUCAUUUUGAGUGAAACUGUUAUGAUUACUGGUAAUCCAAUUUGUUAAAUUGUUUAUGUAAAUGUACGAUUUGAAAGCAUCCUUAAUGCACGAGACUCUUCGCCUA
Messenger RNA from Diospyros lotus (date-plum), 3537 nucleotides. RefSeq names its product probable alpha,alpha-trehalose-phosphate synthase [UDP-forming] 7. NCBI's taxonomy places the organism in Eukaryota, Viridiplantae, Streptophyta, Magnoliopsida, Ericales, Ebenaceae. Gene Ontology annotation, cellular component: cytosol. The transcript is spliced from 4 exons. Gene Ontology annotation, biological process: trehalose biosynthetic process. Gene Ontology annotation, molecular function: catalytic activity. Bases 268 to 2829 code for a protein of 853 amino acids. The record is from RefSeq and is a predicted model, not a curated record.